GGCGGAAUUGGAUGGAGGGGGUGGGGGCAGGCAGAGUAAAACCCGGCGGGAGCAGCAGGAGGCUCGGCCAGAGGCGUAGGGAGGUUGGAGGCUUCACUCAUUGAGGCAGCCGCAUCUUCACAGCUGACGGGCGACGACUCGCCUCCGUCGGACUGGCCGCUGGAAGCAGCCGCUGUUUCCGUUAUUAAUUGGGAACUUUUUUUCUCUCCUGCCACGUGUUGAACUUAUGGCACGCUUCCUUGACGGGGGAUGGCAUUGAAAUCUGACGGAACGGCGACUCUACCGACUAUAUCUGCUGCAGAAGGAUCUUUAUAACAUCUUACCGUUCAGUUUGCCAAAAAAAAAGCUACUUGACGCCUAACUUUUGGGAAGGGGGAGUGGGAGGCUUUUUUUUCCCCCUGAAACAUUUAAAAGACUGAGGAAAUUAAACAUUAUGAUAUCCCGAAGAUUGUAAAAGCGCCAUGUCUAACCCCACAGAACAGAAAGAAGUUGGCCUGGUUUACCAUGUGAAUGGAAGCGCCUACCCCGUUGAUGCUGGCUCUGACGACUUUGCAAUCUCCAUCACCCCCAGUUCAUCCAAGGAGCUGGUGGAGACGGAGAGUUCAGAAUAUUUAACGGAGGAGAGGGAGCAAAUUGAAAGGACGGAGACUGUUGUGAGAGACUCCCGUGCCAAUGCCAAAGGUCUGAGAGAGGAAGACGCUCUACUGGAGAACGGAAGUCAGAGCAUCGACAGUGAUGAUAUUAGCAGCGACCCCAGCCGGGCACCAGACUCCCUUAAAGAGACCUCCUUUUCCAUAGGACUACAGGUUGUCUUCCCAUUCCUGCUGGCAGGUUUUGGCACGGUAGCUGCUGGAAUGGUCUUGGACAUUGUACAGCACUGGAAUGUUUUUAAAGAGGUUACAGAGGUGUUCAUUCUCGUCCCAGCCCUGCUCGGUCUCAAAGGCAAUUUGGAAAUGACCCUGGCUUCCAGACUCUCCACUGCGGCUAACAUCGGGCAGAUGGAUUCAGCUGCAGAGCAAUGGAAGAUGAUCACGGGGAACCUGGCUUUGAUACAGGUCCAGGCGACUGUGGUUGGUUUCCUCGCAUCCGUGGCUGCUGUAGUGUUUGGCUGGAUUCCCGAGGGUCAUUUCCAACUGGAUCAUGCUCUCCUGCUGUGUGCCAGUAGCAUGGCAACAGCAUUUAUAGCUUCCCUCAUAUUGGGGGUAAUCAUGGUCGGUGUAAUUAUUGGCUCCAGGAAGAUCGGCAUAAAUCCAGAUAAUGUUGCCACGCCCAUUGCUGCUAGUCUGGGGGACCUCAUCACCUUGGCACUGCUCUCUGGAAUCAGCUGGGGUCUCUAUAUACAACUGCAAGCGCAUCCGUAUAUCAACCCUCUAGUCUGUGCUUUCUUUGUGGCACUAACCCCUCUCUGGAUCAUCAUAUCAAAGAAGAAUCCAGCCACACGAGAGGUGCUGUACUCUGGCUGGGAGCCUGUAAUUAUCGCAAUGACAAUCAGCAGCGUUGGUGGACUGAUUUUGGAUAAAACAGUAUCUGAUCCAAACUUCGCUGGGAUUGCAGUUUUCACCCCAGUUAUCAACGGUGUUGGCGGAAACCUGGUGGCCGUGCAGGCCAGCAGAAUUUCGACCUACCUCCACCUGUCCGCAGUGCCCGGUGCGGCACCGGGAGGCAUACGUAAGAGCUGCCCGAGCCCCUGCCGGACCUUCUGUAGCUCAGAUUUAAAUUCAAGGUCGUCUCGGGUGUUGUUUCUUCUUGUUGUACCUGGACACUUGGUAUUUUUAUACAUCAUCAAUUCCAUGCAAGGGGGACACACGACACUCACACCAAUAUUUAUCGCAUUCUACAUGAUGGCUGCUCUACUGCAAGUGCUGAUCCUGCUUUACGUCGCUGACUGGAUGAUCCACUGGAUGUGGGGACGGGGCAUGGAUCCCGAUAACUUCUCUAUUCCUUACCUGACAGCACUGGGUGACUUGCUGGGGACAGGCUUCCUUGCACUCAGCUUCCAUAUCCUCUGGUUGAUCGGAGAUCGAGAUACAGAUGUCGGUGAUUAAAAUGAAAGCCUCCUCCUGUCAACCCCCCCCCCAAUGAAAUAGGUGGGGGUGGAGUAGAAUCAGCAAGUGCAAUUCAAUGAAGAUAACUUUUAAUGAAAUUUUACACUAUGGAGACUGUUUCUCGUACAGCCCAUUGCAACAACCAAUGGAUAUACCUAAAUAGACUGCAAAUAGUGCUUUGACCAAGAAAGGUCAUAAAUUAAAUCCCUGCUGUAUUUGUUAAAACUGGAUUCUGCAGCAUGGUAAAGUGGACACUGACUUCAGAACUGGAAGCUGCUAAUUCAAGUUAACAUUGGUUAAUAUUUUUAUCGUGCAAGGAGUUGUAACCGGUUAUUUGGACAUUACGUACAUGCCAGGUUUUUUCUUCCCUGACAUACACAGAACAGUCUUCCCGAGAGAACCUGCUGACAGUUAAAAAUCUGCAAGGGGAUAUUCUGGUGUAACAGGGUGGAAAGUCUAUUUUCCACUUUUUUUUUCCUAAUUCAUGGGACGAUUAUGAAUUCACGAGCAUGAUCAGUGUUGUGCAUUGUGCAAAUUUGCUUCAUCUACAUUGCUAGAUGUGGGGAGAAAGAUCCUCUAUGAUGUAUCAUUUAUAUCUACAUCUACAGAUCUAGAUAUAAAUAUACAGAUAAAUGCCUAUGUCAUUUAUUUUUGUUGCCUCUUAUUUGGUAGGAGCUGCCAGAUUUGAUGUAGGUAACACUUAGAAUCUAUUUCUGACUAUUUUCCAACAUAGGUCUGGUGUCAGAAUGAAGGGACAAACUCCCUCUGAAUACCCGCUCCACUUUUGGAUCUUUCCACUCUCUUUGGAAAUUCACCCAACCCAGCAACAUAGGUGCAGAACGGAACUGGCCCCCCUGCAGGCCAGGACUCGAGUAAGGAAAGCGAGGUCAGCUCAGAACAGUGGCGGCGAAUGCAGUCACCAAAGUGAUUAUUCUUCUUCAGAUCACUUAACACCCCCUCACUGGGCUGGACUCUUGGAUCUUGUCUAGAUGUAGAAUUUUAGGACAAUAUAUUUUAUUCUGGAAGGACUCAACGUUUUGGCAUUAAACCAAAAAGUGCCCUGUAAGAUAUCAACAUUUGCCUGAAGCCAGAGUUGUAGCUAUCAUUGUUAAUGGAAAAUAAUUUUGCUUCGUAGAGCAUAAAACACUACAGCACAGCAUGGGCCCUUCAGCCCACAAUGUUGUGCCAACCUUUUAACAUACUCUAAGAUCAAUCUAACCUUCUCUGCAACGUAGCCUCCAUUUUUCUAUCAUUCAUGUGCCUAACUAAGAGUUUUAUUAAAUGUCCCUAAUGCAUCUACCCACUACCCCGGCAGGGUGUUCCACACAUCCACGGCUCUGUGUGUAUAUAUAAAAAAAAAACAACUUACCUCUGACAACUAUUUUCCUCCCAUCACAGUAAAAUUAUCAUCAUCAUGCCCCAUGUCGUAUGAUGUUGGCGAUCAUGGUCUUUGAUCAUGAUUGUUCUUGGCAAAUUUUUCUACAGAAGUGGUUUGCCAUUGCCUUCUUCUGGACAGUGGCUUUACAAGAUGAGUGACCACAGCCAUUAUCAAUACCCUUCAGAGAUUGUCUGCCUGGCGUCAGUAGUCACAUAAACCAGAGCUUGUGAUAUGCACCAGCUACUCGUGCAACCAUCCACCACCCGCUCCCAUGGUUUCGCGUGACCCUGAUUGGGGGGGGGGGUUCUAAGUAGGUGCUACACCUUGCCCAAGGGGGUGACCUGCACGCUAGCGGAGGGAAGGAGCGCCCUACACCUCCUUUCGUGGAAACGUAUCUCCACCUCACCACCCAAAGUUAUGCCCUCUUAUUUCCACCCUGGGGAAAAGUCUCUGAGUAUCCACUUGAUAACUGUUUCUCACAAGUGCCAGUUUAUGCCAUACUGCUAACACAGAUUAAGUUAGUGUACUACAAAGUUGCGAAGUGACCCUCUGUUUUAACAAAGAUCAUUGGUAAAGCAUCUACAGGCUAUGGCACUACCCGAGCAAACUUGAUUGAAUGUAGUGGUUUCCCCUAGUGAUUUUCACAACACAUUGUCACAUGCACUCACUGUGAGGUGCUUGAUUUUUUUUUUAAAAAGAAAACUUCUUAAACUGUCUAAAUACUGAAAUCAUUCAACUGUAAAAUAGGUAUAUUGGUCGCAAGAUAUUGUAGCACAAACUGACCGGUUACUCAAGACAAACUGAAAUUCUCAGUUUACUGUCCUUGGCUAAUGACUCUGCAUAGUGGUCUGUUGAACCAGUACGGUAAAUGGUUUUUGAUGAAUCUCAGUUGACCAAAAGUGUGUUUCAUCAGAGCCGCUCGAAACUUUUAAACCAUGCAUCUCAGUCUCUGAUAGAAAAUGCACCGUAGACAGAUCAGUCACAGGGAAUCCAGCUGGCAUCCUUUUGUACGCUUCUCUAUAUUGCACUUUUUUUCCUUGCAGCUUCCAAAGAUUAUUGCAAGAGAGUGUUUAGCAUGUGGUGGUGGCCUUGCAUUACUGAAAAUUCAUGGAGUUUCAAACACAGAAAUUCAUCUUUAGUCACCUGUGCUAGGCGGUGGGUACAACACAGUGGUGAGGCAUUGUAAUGCACUUGUGAUGUUCACUUCUGAAUUCAAUAGAGCCGAAUUUCAUGAGCCAAGUACAAUAGGCACCUGGUACUAUUUUGCAGGCACAUCAGAGAGUAGAAUUAGAAUUUCUCCUGUCUUUUUUGCUCAGAGGUUGGUAAAUCUCUGGAAUGCAGGGGGGCUUUGGAGACGGAAACACUGAAGAUAUUCAAAGAAGUUGUGGAUAGGUCUUUCCAAAGAUCAGGGGAUGUAGAUCUAUGAGGACAUGAGACUGGAAUCUGGAGCAUUAGAGUCCAGGUGAAGGAUUUUCAGUCUUGUUCCCUUCCAUAGAUGCUGCCUGACCCACUGCUGUGCGUGAGCAUCUGCCGUGUUGCUUUGGUCUAUGGGCAUCUGCUACAAAUAAGGAGCUGGGAUAGAUCUGCCACAUUCAUACUGAAUGGUGGGGUGAGCUUGAGGAGCUGGCUGGCCCUCUCCCGUUCUUGCAUUCAUUUCUGAAUAGUUAAUCUGGAGAUUUUUGGACAAGAUGGUGGAAUGGUUGGCUCUAUCCUCAAUGUCCCUGGUCCUUUCGGUCAUCAGUAGUUCAUGUAUGAGGGUUGCAACUGCCCUUGGAUCACGAAGGAAGUAAAUGUUUUUUUCCGUUUUUGCUGCUCCUGUCUCAUCUCUGCUGGCUGAUUAUCUUGACCAUCUGGAUCUUAAUCCGAAAGGUUGGUGCCAAAACAUUACUGCAGUUAUGUAUUCUUGGCAUGAAGCGUCGACUGUACUCUUUUCUGUAGAUGCUGCCUGGCCUGCUGAGUUCCUCCAGCACUGUCUGUGUGUGUGUGUGUUGCUCGGAUUUCCAGCCUCUGCAGAUUUUCUUGUUUAUGUAUUGUAGAUGCUGGAAACCUGAAAUCAAAUGGAAAUGUUGGAAAUGCUCAGCAGAUCAGACGGGUUGGCGAGCGAGAGAGAGAGGGAUAUAGAGAGAGCGAUAAUAUUUUAGGUCUAUGACUUUUCAUCAGAAGUGAGAAGGCAAGUGAUUGGGCUCUCAGGAAAAAGUGAAGAGAACAAAAAUCUGUUCAGAUGGAAACUGAGUAAAGUAUUAAAUACAUGCUGUCUGAGACUACUUGUUAAUCAUAGCUUGGAUUAAUCUGACAGAUGUAAAUAGACCUAGGGAUAGAAGAGAAAAAAUGAACAAUGGCGGAAUCGAGAUGCGGAACGCAACAACAAAACAAAAAUAAUGUGGGGAAAUACCCAUCAGGUUGGGCGGCAUCUGUGCAGAGAGGUUAAGCUCAAUAACCCUUGUGUGACCACUCCAAAAUAUUCAAAGUUUUCAAAAUUGGAAACUUUCGCACAAUCACUUCAAACAAUUAAUGAAAUUAUUUUUGUCAUAUCCUUUGCACUUUUAUUUUUUUAAAAAAAGGCAACAACUUCUAUUGAUCUUAAUUGAUUGAUUCUGAGGUGAUUAUAAAUGUUGCUGACAGAUUCACUGGCUUCUUCACAGUGAUGUGUCCAUCCUCAGACAGGUUAACGCAAGCCGUAGAUACUUCUGGGUGUUUGCACUGGGCUCAGAAUGGUGCCUGUCGCUCCUCAAAUUCGAUUCUCCAAGGUUUUUUCAGUCGUACGAUCUUGAAGCAUAGAAGGAGACUGGUCUGCCUACUGUGCCAACCUCCAUAUCCCUCCAAACUCGUCCUCUUCCAAUACUUGUACAGAGACUAUUGAAGUUUCCUGUGGAUUAAUUUAUAAUCACUUUGAUGUGCAGUAUUUGGAUCCUAAACUCCCCUCCUCUUUUACACCCACACCCCAGCCCUGGAUACAGUAAUUACUUUCAAUCUAUACCACACUCGCCAUGCUGCUGAGAGCAUCUUCUGGAUUUAGUUCCUGCUUCCUAUCAUCAUUGUUGGGUUUUCUCAGCUGCGCUCCAUCAGAUGGGUCAUUGAAAUCUAUCUAAUGAUCCACUGUACAUUUCAGUCCAAGAUCCUGUUGGGCCUGGACAGCUCCCUCCUCAAAGCAAUGGUCAAAAUAUACCUAGUGGCCACUUUAUAAGGUACACCUUGGAACCUCUUUUGCUGCUGUAGCCCAUCCACUUCAAGGUUUGACGUGUUGUGUAUUCAGAAAUGCUGUUCUGCACACGUAAUGCAUGGUGAUUUGAGUUGCUGUCAGCUUGAAACAAUCUGGCUAUUUUCCUCUGACCUCUUGCACUAUCAAAGCAAAUUUGCCCACAGAACUGGAUGGUGUUUUUUUUCUUUUGUUUUUUCACACCAUUCUUUGUAAACACUAGAGACUCCUGUGUGUGAGAAUCCCAGGAGAUCAGCAGUUUCUGUGACGCUCAAACCACCCCAUCUGGUACCAACAAUUAUUCCAUGGCCAAAGUCACUUAGACCACAUUUCUUCCCCAUUCUGAUGUUUGGUCUGAACAACAACUGAACCUCUUAGUCAUGUCUGCAUAUGUUUAUGCAUUGAGUUGCUGCCCUGUGAUUGGCUGAUUAUAUAUUUGCAUUAAGCAGGUGUACCCUUAUAAAGUGGCUGCUGAGUGUAGUUUCUGCUUCUGUUCAUCAUUGUUGGAAGUUGCCGGCUGAUUCAUUCAGCUGUACUCCGUUAUGUUGGCCUUUGAAAUCAAUCUUAUGAUCCCUGUGUAUAUAUUAGUCCUAGAUCCUAUUUGACCUGGACAGCUCCUUAAAUGGUUAAAAUGCAUUAAAUCAUAAUAACAGUUGGUUUCUCAUUUUCGGAACAGAUUUAUUAUUGCUGAAAUUUGCACAUGUCACAUAUCUUUUUAAAAAGUUACAAAAAAAAAAUCACAGCAAUAGCAUCUCCUUCCCCAAAGAGCACUGCAACUGUCUAUAAUGAGAAAGGAGUGACCUGUAACAGUGUAUAAAUAUUUUGAUAACUGUUAAUGAAUUUAUUAAAUAAUUGAAUCUGUAUAUUAAAUGCAUAUUCUAGAUCAAAUGAUUUUAUGAAGGGUUUAAUUAUUUUAUUUUGCAAGACCAGAAUAUAUUUUAGAAUUGUUUGGGGCCAUUUUCUCUCCUUGGCCUUUUGACUGCUGUAUUAUGGGAGAAAAUGGCCAACUUAACUCUGUGAAACCCCUGGUCAUUGGUGGUGACUUUUCAGCCCAAGAUGAAGAAAAUCAGGACAACUCCAUAGUACUUGCCUUCUAUCUCCCCCCCCCCCCCGCCCCCAACCAGGUCAAAAAUCUUCAAAAAUAAUGAAUCAGUGCAAUUGUGGAGCAGGUUGAAGAUUAACUCUCCUCAAGUUAUCAGUAUUUAACUGAACAGUUAUAGGGGUUUUUUGUGCACUUGCUAUUUUUAUCGUGGAACGUGAUCGAAAAUGCAAAACAAAAGUGCAUCCUAACAAUAUUGUAUUAUGACCAGAUGUGUUCUAUUCUAACUUCAUUCUUGUACUGUGAAUGGAAAUUUGUCCAGAUCCAAACCUGAUGUACUCUGUCUUCUGACCCAGUUUCCUGCAGAGUAUGUCUAAAAUGAAUAUUUAUAUUCUAAAUUGCCAAGAUGUUGUGAACAUCCUGGGGAGUCUGUAUUUGCUAAAAUAAAAUGUCAUACAAUGACCAA
Messenger RNA from Mobula hypostoma (lesser devil ray), 8124 nucleotides. Its product is annotated as solute carrier family 41 member 1-like. Bases 462 to 2045 code for a protein of 527 amino acids. The transcript is spliced from 11 exons. Gene Ontology annotation, molecular function: monoatomic cation transmembrane transporter activity. Lineage: Eukaryota; Metazoa; Chordata; Chondrichthyes; Myliobatiformes; Myliobatidae. Gene Ontology annotation, cellular component: plasma membrane. Gene Ontology annotation, biological process: monoatomic cation transport. The record is from RefSeq and is a predicted model, not a curated record.